Messenger RNA from Chaetomium fimeti, 1240 nucleotides. Its product is annotated as ribonuclease H-like domain-containing protein. NCBI's taxonomy places the organism in Eukaryota, Fungi, Ascomycota, Sordariomycetes, Sordariales, Chaetomiaceae. Gene Ontology annotation, cellular component: ribonuclease H2 complex. Gene Ontology annotation, biological process: DNA replication, removal of RNA primer; mismatch repair. The transcript has a single exon. The coding region runs from base 148 to 1191 and encodes 347 amino acids. Gene Ontology annotation, molecular function: RNA-DNA hybrid ribonuclease activity; RNA binding. The record is from RefSeq and is a predicted model, not a curated record.
AGACAUGACAGGGGGUGUGGGUGCUGCACAUGCAUGUUCGCCGCAAAACCCGUCCAAGGCACUUUUCAACUUUUUGACACUGACAGGAACUUGGACUGGAGUUAUCGACACUCAGGAUUGAGUCGGUAGACAAAACAUUUCGGCAACAUGGACAAUUCAGAACAAACCGAGGAUGUUACCCUCGAAACCCCUCCCCCAUCCGUCUUCAUCCCACCCUCAAUCAACGAAACCGCCCUCCUCGCCGGAGACUCCUAUUCCUACUACUCCCCCGUCCCACCCUCUCUCCUACCACCACCCGACUCCCCGCCCUCCGCCACCGGGCCCCCGUGCGCGCUCGGCGUCGACGAAGCCGGCCGCGGUCCCGUCCUCGGCCCGAUGGUCUACGGCGUCUUCUACCUGCCGAUCCCGCUCUCCGACCCGCUCCUGCGCACGACGCACCACUUCGACGACAGCAAGGUCCUCACCCCGGCGGUGCGCGCGUCGCUGAUGCAGACGCUGUGCACGCCGACCAGCGACCUGUACGAGUCGUGCGGGUGGGCGGUGGACGCGCUCUCGGCGCGGGACAUCGGCGCGGGCAUGCUGCGGAGCGGGCUGGCGGCGUACAACCUCAACGCGCAGGCCAUGGACGCGACGGUGGAGCUGAUCAAGGGCGUGUACGCGCGCGGGGUCAACGUGCGCGAGAUCUACGUCGACACCAUCGGCCAGCCGGCCGCCUACCAGGCCAAGCUGGCCCGCAUCUUCCCCGCCGCCAAGGUCACCGUGGCCAAGAAGGCCGACAGCCUGUACCCGAGCGUCAGCGCCGCCAGUGUGUGCGCCAAGGUGACGAGGGAUGUCGCCCUGGAGACGCUCUGGAAGGCUAGGGGCGGCAGCGGGGAGGAGGGAGAGGGAGCGGAGGAAACUAUGGGUUGGGGGUCGGGUUACCCGUCGGACGGGAGAUGUGUCACAUGGCUGAAGGGUAACAUGCAUCCUGUCUGGGGCUGGGGGCCCGAGUGCAGGUUUAGUUGGGGGACGGCGAAAGACAUGCUGGAAGCGACCCCGGCGAAAGGGGGUGGCGUCAACGUGGAGUGGCCGGUCGACGAGGACGCCGACACCCAACGGUUGACCGACUAUUUUGCCUCCGCGGGCCAGGAGAAGGACGGGGACGAACUGGGGACAUGGUUUGGCACACCGGCCGGGUUGGAAGCAUUUUGAACAUGGGUAAACAAAUUGUACUUGCAAUCAUGUUGGAUAAUCGGGACCG